Megachile rotundata (alfalfa leafcutting bee) is the source of this 354-nucleotide messenger RNA. RefSeq names its product nicotinic acetylcholine receptor alpha7 subunit (gene nAChRa7). Gene Ontology annotation, molecular function: transmembrane signaling receptor activity; acetylcholine-gated monoatomic cation-selective channel activity. Gene Ontology annotation, biological process: monoatomic ion transmembrane transport. Lineage: Eukaryota; Metazoa; Arthropoda; Insecta; Hymenoptera; Megachilidae. The record is from RefSeq and is a predicted model, not a curated record. Gene Ontology annotation, cellular component: postsynaptic membrane.
CGUGCAAACAUGAGACGUUGGACUCUCAUGGCGGCUAUAGCCCUGGCUGCAUCCGGGCUGGUAAACGGCGGAUCCCACGAGAAACGGCUGCUGAGCGACCUGCUGGAUACGUACAACGUGCUGGAGCGUCCUGUUGGCAAUGAGUCCGAUCCCCUCGUCUUGAGCUUUGGCCUUACACUAAUGCAAAUUAUCGACGUUACGCAAGAUUUCGCGGAAAAGGAAAACGGGAACGGAAGGAAACAGAGGGAUGAAACAGAAAUACGUGCCCCCGAUGCGAAAUCACCGUGGAACCUACAUGACGCAGGAAUCUCAAACAGCUGGCAACGAAUAAUUCGACCGGAACCCAGGUGUUGA